Symbiodinium pilosum is the source of this 159-nucleotide messenger RNA. Lineage: Eukaryota; Dinophyceae; Suessiales; Symbiodiniaceae. The record is from the annotation of a GenBank genome assembly.
GUGGAAAAGAUGGAAGCAGCGAUUGAAGCUGGAGACGCCACGCAGGCGCAGCAGCUGUAUGCAAAGUCCAAGCUGGACUUGAACAGGUAUCUUCCACAGGUUGAGCUCGCACCCCUGGAUUCUCAGGACUACACCCAUGAAUGGGACACACGUCCGGAG